AUGUACAACCUUGCUUACUGGGCUUUGGCUCAUGAGCUUUGUUUCUGUUUUCCAUCCACAGAAAUUGUCGUGAACACCUGCCUUCGGAGAAUCACUGUCCCCUACGUGCAUAUUACACAUAUCCCGGCAGUGGCAGUGUUAGCAACCCCAGCUAUGUUCUCAAUGGACUCGGUUCCCAUAUGUACAGGUGAAAUUACGGCUAGUGACUUGAAGACGGAUUCGCACGCACGGUCUAUUGCUAUCUCAACAGUCGCGUCGGUAGCGCCGCAACGUUACACCUUAGCGCAACAAAACACAUCUGUGGAAGUUCCCGCUUCAUGUUCACCUUCAGCUAAAAAUCUCCCGCCUGGGAAUUUUUUCGAUUCAACAAAGCCACUAGAUUCCCUCACAACAACCACAAUGGCGUCCUUUCUGGUACCUCCUCCAAAACCAAGGUCUGAAUACUUUUAUCCAGACGAAAUCAAAUUGAUGCUAGAAGAAGUUGGAUUGCGUAAACACUUGCUUCUUUCCCCAUCACCUUCGACUAACAGACUGAAACGGCGAGCAUGGGAGGAGGUGGCAGCAAAUGUAGCUGCUCGGUGGCCUCAUUCUGCUAGACGGACGGCGGAACAAGUAAAAAAGAAAUGGGAGAAUUUGGUUUCUACUACAAAACGAAAGAUCCGUGCGGGGCAUGUGACUCCGGAAUUAGACUGGAAUGAAACGAACUCAACCAUUGUCGAAUUCCUGGCGCAACACAGUCCUCUAAUUAAACUUCGCUAUGCCAAUGCCUGGGCUCAAUCGCAGUUUGGUUCCUACGGUUUUCCUACUUCUGGCCCUUCUCACUCAACUAAUGCGACAUUUAACCAGGACGGUACCCUGACACCUGAUGAGACCACUCAAGCUUCGGUUAAAUGCGAGCCAAUGGUCCUGGCGAACUGCGUGGAUCCUGCGUCCAAUCGCGAUCGAACAUCCCAAAGUGAUGUUGAAGGAGGUACUGACAACUCCAGUUGUGGCCGGGAUAUGGACUCAAUGAGGACAAGUAGAGAAUUCCAAACGCCGACCGGGCUGCAGAAUUCUCCUGCGGCUUCUGGAACCAGCUCCAUCAACAGUCAUUCACUCUUGUCAGCGAAUCCAUUCCGUUUAUCGGCUCCUGGGCCUGGUUUGAGUGAACCUUCCUAUCUGUGGAAUUGCGGACCUGAAAUUCAAAGGCAGUUGCAGGAACACCUAAACAGGGAGCAUUCGAUGCGACUGGAAAUACUCAGUUUGCAAAAGCGCGCUUGGGAGUUACAGGUGGAGCUUCUGCAACAGGCACUUAAUGAACAAUCCAGUCGAAUUUUGAACGGUUCUAACUCGUUCGUAAAUCGGUGAUUGUGUCCAAAUCUCUUGUCAACUUUGUUCGGUGACGUUUAAAACUCAGUCUCGGUCGCUAGUUCAUCGCUCU
Molecule: messenger RNA, 1420 nt
Organism: Opisthorchis viverrini
Lineage: Eukaryota; Metazoa; Platyhelminthes; Trematoda; Opisthorchiida; Opisthorchiidae
Exons: 4
Coding region: 1-1347 (448 amino acids)
Source: RefSeq, a predicted model, not a curated record